Messenger RNA from Mytilus trossulus (common blue mussel), 1157 nucleotides. RefSeq lists its product as uncharacterized. Gene Ontology annotation, cellular component: lysosome; extracellular region. The transcript has 5 exons. The record is from RefSeq and is a predicted model, not a curated record. Gene Ontology annotation, biological process: cell-matrix adhesion. Bases 108 to 764 code for a protein of 218 amino acids. Gene Ontology annotation, molecular function: calcium ion binding. NCBI's taxonomy places the organism in Eukaryota, Metazoa, Mollusca, Bivalvia, Mytilida, Mytilidae.
GGAACUAACACCAUGUGACUAAUCAUAAGACAUUUACCUGCAUUUCUAAAUAUAGAACGAGGAAAACACAUAUACCGGGUCGAUUCAUUAAUCUGGCAAUACACAAGAUGGUUAACAUGUUGAAUGUACUCCUAAGUUUGCUUGUUUUCACAACAACUCCAACACAGACAUCAACAUGUUGUUUGCCAACACAAAUGGAAGGGACAUUAGGCUUCUCAAGUGGAUACCAAGUCAAGGAUAAGGGUUUCCGAACAGAGGCCAUGUUUCUACUUGCAUAUGAUGUGAAAGGGAAAAGACAGUCCACUCUAGGGGAGGGAGUAACUAAUGGAAUAAAAUUUCAAACUCAUCAAAUCGAUGAUUAUGCGGCGGGCAAGCAGUACACCGUGACAAAUGGAAAGUGUGUUAUUGUACCUUUAAAAACUGAAAUGCUUUAUUGUAUUCCAUCUGAUGCAAAGCUGCUGAAGUCGACCUUUAUUGGAUUUGAUGACAAGAAAAUUGAUGUGGACAUGUACAUGUUCAAAUUCCAAGGAGCCACUGUAACUAUGUCCGUCACAAAAGACACCUGUGUACCUGUAACGGAACACGUCACAUAUCCAAAUGUAUUAGUCGAUGUUGGUUACAUGGGAAUGACCAGUGGUAUUAAAAACACUACCGUCUUUGAUAUCCCAAAGCCUUGUCAACAGGUUGGACUUACGGGAAUUCACCAGGAACGAAAUGAUGUUGAGCACUUCAGACGCAGAAGACAUUCUCCUUUGUUCCUUUAGCCAUCUUUUUUCCCCCUGUGUGAUGACUCUCCGUGUGUUUUGUGUUAAAGUAAACUUUAAUUCAACAAAUGAAUAUAUCUCUAUGCUAUUUUUUUAUGAGUUACUCAGCUUUGUCUGUGGAGAUUAUGCUUAAAUAUUUUUCUAGCUAUGAAGAGGAAAAGUUAGUGUUGUAAUAAUGAAAUGGUAUACCCCUUUAUUGUUUGUUAUCCAGAUCUGUCCUAGACAUAUCAUACAUCUCAGAUUUACAUGUUGAUUGCAAAAUGUCCAUAUAAUUUAUAGAUGUCUUAGCUUUACUCUUGAUUUAGUUUGCAACUUUUAAUGACAAAUAAAGAUUGACUGUGUAUUAUUUAGUUUGCCAUGAAGUAUACCAAAUUAAAAAAAUAUCCGUCUUCA